AUGGAUAUCAAGUUAUUUUUGAUAUUCGUGGUAAUGCUGAGCGCCAUGCACCAAGGUCCUGCUGUUUAUCGGGAGUACACAUGUGUUGAACCAGAGCCAGGGUAUCUCAAAAGAUUGCUUUCCUAUUUUUCCGGACGAGAAAUCGAAAAUGUCUGCCCAACGCUAACCGAUCUGAUCAUGCGUAAUAUAAAUGGGAUUUUCACAUCCGUCCUACUCAUGGUUCUACCCCUUUUGUUGGGCUAUGUGGUUGGAAACGCGAUCAAAGAGAAAUCCUCAAUCAUCUUUUCCACAUUUCUGGAAUGGAAAACUAGUCCUUCCCUGUGUCGUCACUGUGGGACUGCUCCCUGUCUGGCCAAAAGAAGAUAUUUAUGGAAACCUUCCGGAUCUCGUAAGAGGGACAAAGCUAAUUUCGCCGAGAGGUCCAAUGCCAUGUUGCUGUUUAACUAUGGUCUAGAGUUGUCUGUGAUGUUGACAAAAGAACUGCCUCAGGAUGAUCUAUACUGGGAGAGGAAGUUCUGCCAUCAAUUCAAGGAGAAACACAUGGCCUUAUUUCCACUGUGCAUCCAGCGUCAAAUCAACUAUUGGUACCCAGUUCCACGCUAG
This is a messenger RNA of Ylistrum balloti, 603 nucleotides long. RefSeq lists its product as uncharacterized. The record is from RefSeq and is a predicted model, not a curated record. Bases 1 to 603 code for a protein of 200 amino acids. NCBI's taxonomy places the organism in Eukaryota, Metazoa, Mollusca, Bivalvia, Pectinida, Pectinidae. The transcript is spliced from 4 exons.